This is a messenger RNA of Leguminivora glycinivorella, 5503 nucleotides long. RefSeq names its product protein transport protein Sec24A (gene Sec24AB). The transcript has 16 exons. Gene Ontology annotation, cellular component: endoplasmic reticulum exit site; COPII vesicle coat. Lineage: Eukaryota; Metazoa; Arthropoda; Insecta; Lepidoptera; Tortricidae. The record is from RefSeq and is a predicted model, not a curated record. Bases 176 to 4102 code for a protein of 1308 amino acids. Gene Ontology annotation, molecular function: zinc ion binding; SNARE binding. Gene Ontology annotation, biological process: endoplasmic reticulum to Golgi vesicle-mediated transport; intracellular protein transport; COPII-coated vesicle cargo loading.
AGAGGGCGCUGUAAAUUGCUCGGCCACGUAAGUCAGGGUCGUAUUUUUCUUGACUUUAUUGCUUUAAUUACGUUUUUUUACGCUCCCUUUUAAUAUGUGAAAACAGUGCAAUAGUGUAAAAGUGUGUAUACAGUUUUCUGUCUCAAAAUUCCGUUCCGAUCGCGAUUGAGGAACGAUGUCCAAUUUACCACCAAACCCGUAUAGCAACUUGCCCGGGGCUCCACCGACGAACGCCAACAUGGGGCCGCAGCCACAGCUGUUCAAUCAGAACCCGCCUCUCAGCCAGCUGCCUCCCGGCUAUAGACAAAAACAGGACACAAACUCAAACACUCCGCAACACCUGCCGUCGUCGAUGCCCCAGAAUAACUUCGCCCGACAAGCUCCAAAUGUGAAUCAUUUAAACCAAAGUGGAAGCAAUUCACCUGCAUUCAACAACUCUGGAGUGAUGCCACCAGUGCAAACUAGUUUAGGCUCAUCUCCAGUAAGACCACCAUUAAAACCUGUGACUCCAACUGGAUACCAGAAUUCUCAGCAGGUUCCUCUCUCGUCGGCCAGCCCACAAACAGUGUCUAAUGCAAAUCCUUCUCCUAAUCCAUAUCCUCCUAACAUUCCACCUCAACAGCGACAGAUAAAUGACAAUGCACCCCCACUGAUUGCCUCUAGUCAGUUCCAACCUGUCACGAAUGGCCCGGGAUCACAGCCGCCAAGUCAGUACCCAGUGUUUUCAAGUGCACCACAAUCAGUGUUACCGCCUAAUGUUAACAGUGCAUAUAGACCUACACUUGGACCACAAAUCCCGAAAGGAACAGGCUCUCCACUACCACCCGUACCUCAAGGACCAACCAGUCAAGCUAAUAUACCAUUUUCUGGGCCACCUCAACCAGGGCAAAUGAGACGCAGUCCAUUAAUAUCUAGUCCCCCAGUGAGUGGUCCACCCACAAGUGCUCCAAUCACAAAUGCACCUACAGCAGCACCAACAAAUCUGCCUUUAGGAGUGAAUGGUCCAUCAGGCCAACCAGGGAGACAACCACAAGGUCCAACAUCUGCACCUAAUGUGGGGCCACCAAUGGCUCGUCCACCAAGUGGACCACCUACUGGUGGGUCAGUUCAUCCACCUGUAAGUGGAUCCCUCGGACCAGGCUUGCCACCAAACCAGAUGUUCCCAGGUCCCAAUUUAAAUGGACCUUCAGGAUCAACACAACCUGCAAGACCACCUGGCUCUUUCCCUCCAGGUUCAUUCCCAGCUCCUAAUCAACUACCGAUACAAGGUCCUCCUUCUGGACCCCAAGGUUUACCACCUACCAGUCUCCAAAGUCUACCACCAACAAGUCUACAUCAACAGCCUGGUUUGCCUAAAAUGCCACCUGGACCACAAGGGCCUUUAAAUAUGCAGCCUGGACCAACAAAUAUGGCUCCUGGUCCUUACAACAUGCAACCUGGACCCCCUAACAUGCCUCCAGGACCUCCAAACAUGCAAUCUGGUCCUUUGGGGCCUCCAAAUGUUCAACCUGGGCUACAUAACAUGCCUCCGGGACCAAACAUGCAACCAAGACCUGUUAUGCCUCCUGGGCCAGUCAUGCAAUCAGGACCAAACAUGCCACCCGGAAUGCCGCCAAUGCCUGGCCCUCAAAGUACAUCCGGAGUGCCACCAGGACCACCAAAGAGCAACAUGCAGAACAGAUAUCCACAAAUGCCUCAGAGCAACCUUAACAAUCAGCCGAUGAUGCCUCCGCAGCCUAAUAUGGCUCAACCUACCAUGAACAGACAAUAUGCUCAGCCACAAUACAACGCCCAGCAGUACAAUACCCAGGGUAUAACACAACAAAUGGGCCAACUGAGUGUUACAAAACAAGGCUUCGACCAGCUCUGGGGUCACCAGAUGAUAGAUUUACUGCAGUGUACAAAUAUCUUGCCGGAGUAUGCGGAGGAACCACCAGAGAUACGGCUGGGUCACCAAUUUGCGGAGUCUUCAAACUGCAGUCCAGAAAUCUUCCGGUGUACGAUCAACCGUAUACCCGAGACGAACAGCCUGCUGCAGAAGUCGCGGUUGCCCCUAGGAAUACUAAUCCAUCCAUUUAAGGAUCUCAAUCAUCUUCCGGUGAUACAAUGCUCGACGAUAGUUCGAUGCCGAGCGUGUCGGACCUACAUCAACCCGUUCGUUUACUUCGUCGACGCCAAGCGAUGGAAGUGCAACCUGUGUUACCGGGUGAACGAUUUACCCGAAGAAUUCCAAUACGACCCCGUGAGCAAAUCGUACGGCGACCCGACUCGACGACCCGAGAUCAAGUCGGCCACCAUCGAGUUCAUCGCCCCCGGCGAGUACAUGCUGCGGCCGCCGCAGCCCGCCGUCUACCUCUUCCUCUUCGAUGUCUCUCAGAUAGCUAUGGACUCCGGGUACUUGCAUGUAGUAUGCGAGACCCUAAAGAACAACCUGGAUCAGUUACCCGGCGACGCUCGCACGCAAGUCGGCUUCGUCUGCUACGACUCGCACGUGCACUACUACCUCAUGGGCGAGGGGCUCACGAGGCCCAAGGAGAUGACCGUGCUGGAUAUAGACGACAUAUUCCUGCCAUCACCAGAGUCAUUACUAGUGAACCUGGGCGAACGAAAGGAACUAGUGAAGGAGUUGCUGAGCGUGCUCGGCGCGCGGCGCAGCGCCGGCGCCGCGGGCCCGUCCGCGCUGGGCGCCGCGCUGCAGGCCGGGUACAAGCUCAUGGCACCAACGGGAGGUCGCAUCACAGUAUUCCAGACAUGCUUACCGACGAUCGGGCCCGGACGGUUAGAAUCAAGGGAAGACCCCAACGCGCGAUCAUCGAAAGACGUGGCGCAUUUAAAACCAGCUACAGACUUCUACAAGCGAAUCGCGCUAGACUGCAGCGGGGCGCAAGUAGCCGUAGACCUGUUCUUACUCAGUUCACAAUACAGCGACUUGGCGACCUUAAGCGGCAUGAGCAAAUUCAGCGGCGGCACAGUUUACCACAUCCCGCUCUUCAAGGCGAGUCGGUCGUGGCAGGCCGCCACGCUAGAGCGCAUGCUGACCAGGUACCUCACGAGGAAGAUCGGCUUCGAGGCCGUCAUGCGGGUCCGGUGUACCAGGGGUAUCUCCAUCCACACGUUCCAUGGCAACUUCUUCGUUCGCUCCACGGACCUUCUAUCCCUACCCAACGUGUCACCGGACGCAGGGUUCGGCAUGCAGCUCGCCAUCGAAGAAUCAUUGUCCGAUCUACAGCAAGUCUGCUUCCAGGCAGCGCUGCUGUAUACUAGUAGUAAAGGUGAAAGAAGGAUACGAGUACACACGCUGGCGCUGCCGAUAGCGAACACGCUAACGGACGUGCUGCACUCCGCGGAUCAGAUGUGCAUCAUAGGAUUACUAAGUAAAAUGGCCGUCGACCGGUGCGUCGACGCGUCUAUGUCAGAAGCGCGAGAAGCGUUAAUAAACGUCGCUAUCGACGCUCUGUCAGCACACCGGCUGUCGCAGAACCUGCCCGCGGGCAGCGUCAGCUCCGCGCUGCACGCGCCCGCCUCGCUGCGCCUGCUGCCGCUGCUGCUGCUCGCCUUGCUGAAGAGGAAAGCGUUCCGAACGGGCACAUCGACGCGGUUAGACGACCGCGUGGCGGACAUGUGCGACAUCAAGUCCUUACCUCUGCCACAACUGAUACGAGCAGCGUACCCCCCUCUCUACCCCCUACACGAGCUGUCCAAUAUGAGAGAAGAGGACCCGAUGUUGCCGCAGCUCAUGCUCAGUGCGCAGAGGAUAAACUCAUCCGGCUGCUACCUGCUCGACGAUCUAGACACGAUGAUAAUCUACGUCUGCCACAACGUCUCCCCCGCUUACCUGUCCGAGACCUUCGGCGUGGCCGCCUUCAGUCAGUUACCUGACGAAGCUAGGAGUUUGCCUGCUAUAGAGACUGACGCGAAUGAAGCGCUACACGCGUUUAUUGAGAAGCUAAAUGAAGAUAGACCGUAUGAGUCAGGAAUACUUGUUUUAAGGGACAACUCACCAUCCCGGCACUUAUUCAUCGAGAGGCUCGUCGACGACCGCAUGGAGUCAUCCUUCUCCUACUACGAGUUUCUGCAGCACGUCAAACAGCAGGUCAAAUGAUAACGUUAAAACUAAUGAGAAUUACUCUUAUUUCAACGAGUUAUGGUGUACCAAUCAUCAGUAUAGUACAUCACACAUCGACACAUAGUGUUGAGGUAACAUUGUGAAUUAUAUAGCAAAGUUUAACACAUUCACUACCAGACAAAAAUUAUGGCGGCUACCCGCCCAGCGGGUUGUCCGGCGGUCUGAGCAAAGUUCACGAGUGCCUACCGGGCGGGUUCUUGCUUGCUAAAGUGUUGGCGGUUAAUAGCUAGUACGGAGUACGUGCAUUUCGGGGUGAGUUAGCAGGUUAGCGAGACAUUGUAUGAGCGCAGUUAACUGACUUGAUGGUGUCUGCACGCUCUGUGCAUCCGGGCCACUGGACGCCCUUAGACACUGAUCUUACCAAAAGCGAGUCUAUGGGCUAUCGGCUAUAAAAACGAACAAUAUAUAGUCGCGGCUGUGUAAAUAAAAUAUAGAGAAAGCGAUUUGUAGCUCUUAGCUCGGCUACGAACUAUAACUCGCCCGCGCUAUCAUCGCGUCUAUUUUAUUUACACGGGAGCCAUCUUUUUCUCCUUUUUAUAGCCGAUAGCUCAUAGCUUACUUGCUCUUGGUGGGACCAGUGCCUUAGUUAACUACUUUUACGAAACACAAGAGCCUAACCAAGACGACGAUUGAACAUUGGCAAAAUACAAAUACUAAACGGAAACAGUACGAGAUGAUAUUUGCUAAAAUCACGCGAUUAUUUUGCACACGCUCUAAGGUUGGUGGUUUCAAGUAACGGUUGUGACAUCGGUUAGGCCCCCGUGUUUUUUGUGGAAUUAUCAAUUCAUAUAAUAGAAUAUUGAAAGCGGUUAUCUGUUAUUUUAAGAAAUCUUAUCUAUUCUUCGUAUUUAUAUUUUCUGUUUUAUUUACUAUUAAGACUCUCAGAAAUCAUUUAAAAUAAUGUUACUUAGAGCGAAGUGUUUUCAAUGAUAAAUGCCUAUUUGCCUAUAAAAUUUAAUAAGCGUUGAAUAUUACAUAUGUUUAAAAGCAUUGUAUUUAGCACAUUCGCUACCUGAACAAAAAAUGGCGCACUAUGUCAGAAACCGGUUAUAAUUUGUAACCCCCCGCUUGUAUGACAAGAACCCGCCCAGCGGGGUCUCCGGCAUCUGAGCAAAGUUCACGAGUGCCCACCAGGCGGGUUCUUGGUGUCGAACGUGUUAAUAGACAUGAAAACGUACCUCAAUGCUAUGUUAUCGACGUGUAGACAUCACAAUAGCUGAAUAACAGCUAUCGGCCUUGACUUUGUUGAAUAUUGUUGAACUGUGUAAACGUGACACCUUCACUGUAACAUUAACUAAGUUAUAUGAAUUAUAUUAUGGUUUACAAGCUUGAGAGUUGUUACUUUUCGUUUCUGAAUAAACGUAAACAAGCCCCUUA